Aspergillus welwitschiae is the source of this 1001-nucleotide messenger RNA. RefSeq lists its product as uncharacterized. Gene Ontology annotation, molecular function: acyltransferase activity, transferring groups other than amino-acyl groups. NCBI's taxonomy places the organism in Eukaryota, Fungi, Ascomycota, Eurotiomycetes, Eurotiales, Aspergillaceae. Bases 48 to 638 code for a protein of 196 amino acids. The record is from RefSeq and is a predicted model, not a curated record. The transcript has a single exon.
AUCAUCUCACCUUAUACAUACCUAAUUUUCCUACCAAAGUAUACAUAAUGAUCUGUACAUUAACCCCAAUCAACCUCUACAACCCUUCGGAAUAUGCCACCCUCCAACACCAACGCCGCAUCUGCGGCUGGGACUACAGCGACGAGAGCAUACUCGCUUGGCGUGAGAAACAAGACGCUGACUUGAAAACAUUCUUCUGGAUUAUCCUCCCGAGCAAGAGUGGUGACGAACCCAUCCGCGCCGGCCACAUCUCGCUCGACGCAUACACAUCUCCUCCCGACCCAGGACUUGCGCAAGCUGAUCACUCAGUCUUGACCAUUCAAUCUUUCUUCAUUCUGCCAGAAUACCGGGCUGGAGGUGUCGGUCGUCGAGCUAUGCAGUUGGUGGAGGAAAUGGCGGUGAACGACCCCCGGUGUUCUACUGUUACUGUCAAUGCAUUGAGCAAAGAGUACCUUGAAAAUGAGGAGAAGCGCGCAUUCCUCAAAUCGAUGAACGCAGUACCGGAGUUUGCGGCGGUGUUGUGGUAUGAGAGACUCGGAUAUGUGAGGUGGAAGACGGAGCCGAGAUAUCCGUAUCAGUUGCCUCAGGGGGGAGAUGGUAUGUACGAGGCAGACUUUUUGAGGAAGAGGUUGCGGUAGGAGUCGCUGAUGAGAUGAUUGUGUGAUGUUCUCUUGGUCGUCGGUAUACCAUUUUGGUGGUUGGUUUGUGGUGCAUUGAAUAGGGAUAGACUUAUCAGUGUGACAGGGGAACGGGAUCGAUGAUUCAAAGUAGUGAUGGACGAGGAAGGAAGACGUUGAGAGGCGGUCUAUAUACAUUAUCGUUCUGGAAGGAACACUAUUGAUGAUCAGAGACAGAAUAGGCAUUAGCUGUCCCAAAUGAUAUCAUAACGCCCAAUAGUGGUUGAUCAUUUGAACGAGCUGUCAAUUGACAGCUGCCGUUACCCCAUCUUAGGAUCGAUCUCACACUGAGGUUUCACAAAUCGCGGGCAAAAGUAGUACAGG